Pseudophryne corroboree (corroboree frog) is the source of this 4486-nucleotide messenger RNA. It is a transcript of the gene PKP4, whose product is annotated as plakophilin 4. Gene Ontology annotation, cellular component: adherens junction; plasma membrane; cytoplasm. Gene Ontology annotation, biological process: cell-cell adhesion; cell-cell junction assembly. The transcript has 23 exons. Gene Ontology annotation, molecular function: cadherin binding. The coding region runs from base 155 to 3751 and encodes 1198 amino acids. NCBI's taxonomy places the organism in Eukaryota, Metazoa, Chordata, Amphibia, Anura, Myobatrachidae. The record is from RefSeq and is a predicted model, not a curated record.
GAGCCGGCGCUGCUGCUGCUCCGUGUACUGCCGCUCGGUGCAGGGUACUGAGCUCCCGCAUGAUGGACACGGGGUAAACGGGGCUGCUGGUGCAUGGGGACACCCAUGAGGCUGUGGGAUCCGGAGCCCGGGGAGACUUGAGCCGGCAGGUGCCAUGCCAGCUCCUGAGCAGAACCCCAUGAUGGAGGAGGGGCUGCAAAAAGCCCCCCAGGAAGGUCCCCCCACCACAGGCAUGGAGCCAGAAUCAACGGCUACAAACAUUUUAGCAUCUGUAAAAGAACAGGAGCUGCAAUUUGAACGGCUCACCAGAGAGCUCGAGGUGGAGAGACAAAUUGUUGCCAAUCAACUAGAAAGAUGCAGACUGGGAGCGGAGUCGCCAAGCAUCGCCAGCGUAAGUACCACAAAAAAGGGUAUUAUGUGGAGGGCGGGAGAUGCAUCAUCCGGAGGUCCCCCUAAGCCGAGACUGCCUGACUCUACCCUUUCCAACCACUUCCUCAUUAGAUCUGACCCAGAACCAGUAACUAUGUAUUCCCCAGAACAGACGUCUCUUCAUGAAAGUGAGGGAUCUUUAGGUAAUUCCAGGAGCUCAACACAAAUGAACUCCUACUCUGACAGCGGUUACCAGGAAGCCGGGACCUUCCACAACCACAGUGUGGGGAAAGCUGAACUGCGGCAGCAACAUUCCUUCUCGGGAUCCACUAGUAACCACAUGGUGAGGUCAUCACGGGCUGAAGGUCAGACCUUUGCCCAGCCACCAAAUACUAUGGCAGCCAAUCGAGCAGUUCGCCGUGUUAGCUCCGUUCCUUCGAGGUCACAGUCGCCUUCUUAUGUCAUUGGAUCUGGUGUCUCUCCAUCUAGAGGGUCACUGAGAACUUCUCUGGGAAGUGGGUAUGGCUCCCCAACGGUUACAGAUUCCCAACCUCUUCCUGCUGGAAACACCUACACUUCUACAACCUUGCCUUCUCAGAGAGCAGCUUCUCCUUACACAGUACGGAGGUCUAACUCCCCGACGGGUGUGCGAAGGAUCACUUCUAUCACUUCUAGGCAAAACACCAACCCUAAUGGUAUAACCUCCGCUUAUCAAACGUUGGGCACCUCUGUCAGGGUUGGUUCCCCACUAACUUUAUCAGAUGCACAAAAUAGAGUUGGCUCAUCGUGUCAAGCUCCAAUGGGAUCAUCCUCUUCUCCGAAGCGAGCUGGAAUGACUGCGGUUCCACAGCACAUGGGGACGUUACCAAGGAAUGUGCAUGAUAUCGAACAAUAUGGUCAUCAGCCUUAUGACAUCUAUGAAAGAAUGGUUCCACCAAGGCCAGACAGUCUUACAGGACUAAGAAGCUCUUAUGCUAGUCAGCAUAGUCAGCUAGGCCAGGACAUGCGCUCAGCUGUAUCCCCCGACCUGCAGAUCACACCUAUAUAUGAGGGGCGAACCUAUUACAGUCCAGUGUACCGCAAUGCAAAUCAUGGAACCAUUGAGUUGCGGCAAGGUUCACAGACUGCAAUUUACCGCACUGGGUCAGGGUCGAGUAAUCUUCAAAGGACCUUGAGUCAACGUAACACACUUGCAUACCAAAGAAAUAAUUAUGCUCUCAACACUGCAGCUACCUAUGCAGAGCCAUACAGAUCAAUGCCGUACCGGGUGUCGGAGAGCGGUUACAGCAGGAUGCCACAAGCAGGCCCGGUGGAUGAUGGAACAACCAGGUCACCAUCAAUUGACAGCAUACAGAAGGACCCCAGGGAGUUUGCUUGGCGCGACCCCGAAUUACCUGAGGUCAUUCAUAUGCUUCAACAUCACUUCCCGUCUGUGCAAGCAAAUGCAGCCGCUUACCUGCAACAUCUGUGCUUCGGAGAUCAUAAAAUCAAAAUCGAGGUGUGCAGACUGGGAGGCAUAAAGCACCUGGUUGAUCUUCUGGAUAACAAAGUUCUGGAAGUUCAGAAAAAUGCUUGUGGUGCAUUGCGAAACUUAGUGUAUGGCAAAUCUACUGAUGAAAACAAGAUAGCGGUGAAGAAUGCUGGGGGGAUCCCCGCCCUCCUUAGACUACUGAGAAAAACAAAUGACCAAGAAAUAAGAGAGCUUGUUACUGGAGUCCUGUGGAACUUAUCAUCCUGUGACGCUGUAAAGAUGACUAUUAUCCGUGAUGCUCUGUCUCCACUGACAAACACUGUGAUCGUUCCACAUUCUGGUCUGAAUAAUUCCUCUUUUGACGAUGAUCACAAAAUGAAAUUCCAGACCUCAUCAGUUCUCCGCAAUACCACUGGUUGCAUGAGAAAUCUGAGUUCAGCGGGGGAAGAGGCACGCAAGCAGAUGAGAUAUUGUGAAGGUUUGGUAGACUCCCUCCUCUUCGUGAUUCAAACCUGCGUGAACACAUCUGACUUUGACAGCAAGACCGUGGAGAACUGUGUAUGUACCUUGAGAAACUUAUCUUACCGCCUAGAAUUAGAAGUGCCUCAAGCCCGACUAUUGGGAAUAAAUGAAAUAGAGGACUUCUGCAAGGAAUCCCCGAGUAAGGACUCUGACUCCAGUUGUUGGGGUAAAAAAAAGAAAAAGAAGAGAAAGCCACCACAAGAAGACCUGUGGGAUGGUGUGGGCCCUAUUCCUGGAAUCUCCCAGUCUCCGAAGGGUGUGGAAAUGCUCUGGCAUCCUUCUGUAGUUAAGCCAUAUCUGACUCUUCUAGCAGAAAGUUCUAACCCUGCAACAUUGGAAGGUUCCGCCGGUUCUCUCCAAAAUCUCUCUGCUGGGAACUGGAAGUUUGCAGCGUACAUUAGAGCGGCAGUCAGAAAAGAGAAAGGACUACCCAUCCUGGUCGAGCUGCUAAGGAUGGAUAACGACAGAGUGGUGUCUUCUGUUGCCACCGCUUUGAGAAAUAUGGCGUUAGAUGUUCGCAACAAAGAGCUAAUAGGCAAAUAUGCAAUGCGGGACCUGGUAAACAGACUUCCAGGAGGCAAUGGCCCCAGCAUUUUGUCAGAUGAGACAGUAGCAGCGAUCUGUUGUGCUUUGCAUGAGGUCACCAGCAAGAACAUGGAGAAUGCAAAGGCCCUGGCAGACACUGGAGGGAUUGAGAAACUGGUGAACAUCACGAAAGGGAAAGGAGAUAGAACAUCAAUGAAAGUGGUGAAAGCUACAGCCCAGGUGUUAAAUACCUUAUGGCAAUAUCGAGACCUCCGCAGCAUUUAUAAGAAGGAGGGUUGGAAUCAGUCUCAUUUUAUUACACCGGUCUCAACACUGGAGCGCGAUCGAUUCAAAUCCCACCCAUCUUUAUCCACCACCAAUCAGCAAAUGUCUCCCAUGAUCCAGUCAGUGGGCAGCACAUCAUCCUCACCAGCACUAUUAGGAAUCCGGGAGCCGAAUUCUGGAUAUGAGAAAACACAGUCCUCUAUGCAAUACUACAACAGCCAGGGAGAGUCCUUGGUCCACAAGGAUAUGUAUAGUGGGUCCAGCAAAGCAUCCCCUAUCUACAUCAGUUCCUAUUCAUCACCAGCACGUGAGCAGAACAGGCGGCAACAGUCCCAUCAGCUGUAUUAUAGCCCUGAAGAUUCAAAUAGGAAAAACUAUGACUCCUACCGAUUGUAUUUGCAGUCGCCACAUAGCUACGAAGACCCGUAUUUUGAUGAACGCGCUCAAUUCACAUCAGCGACGGACUCAAACGCACAAUACGGACUUAAAUCAACCACAAACUAUGUUGACUUUUACUCCACUAGAAGACCCUCCUACAGAUCAGAACAGUACCCAGGAUCUCCGGACUCGUGGGUGUAGGAGUUGUUGGACUCUAAUUACUAAUUAUGCUUGACCUGGUUUUUGAAUGGCCUUAUUUGCUGUUUUUUUAAUGAUGGAAACAGAAAGUGAAAUAAAGAAGGAUCAUGGUAGACGGUGAUUUUUUUUUUCUGAAGGAUUAUCCUGAGCGAGAGGAAUUAAAGCAAGAUGGGUGUUUAAUUUUUUUUUUUUUUUACUUUUUUUGUUUACGUUUUAGGGUGUAGCUCUUUAUGCUUGUAGCUCUGUAGUCUGGUGAUGGUGCGAGCAAUGUGCGGGAAGGUAUGAGGUUGAUGAAAAAAAUGAUUUUGGGGGAAUAUGUCUAUGGUCAAAUCAAAUCUUGAUAUUUUUAUUUUUUAAUGUGAAUAAAGUCUCGUUCCACGUAGUAUGUACAGAAAUAUGGAUCAAAUGAAUGCUUAUUUGUUUUACUGUUUCUAAAUGUUGACCCUGUAUGCUAUCCUGUAUUGUACAUUUUUUUUCUUUCUCACUGAUGUAAAUACAGCAGUGCCAUUAACCCUUUGCUGUGCCAUCAUUCGUAUUGCAGUGUAUCAUUUGCAAUCACUGGAAAAGCAGAGAUGGAAAUCGCUAUAAUAAAUUCUAACGUUUCUACUCAUAGCGUCAUUCAAUAGCAGAGCAUAAUCUAUACCAUUGUCCAUUCCCUGCCUCUUUCAUAAGUCUCACUGCCAUUUUCUAUGCACAUGGAAGAUACAAUAAAUGUGGACAGCUCAUCCACAGAAAAUG